Molecule: messenger RNA, 1921 nt
Organism: Camelina sativa (false flax)
Lineage: Eukaryota; Viridiplantae; Streptophyta; Magnoliopsida; Brassicales; Brassicaceae
Product: F-box/LRR-repeat protein At1g48400-like
Source: RefSeq, a predicted model, not a curated record
UAAAACGCAUUGCCUUCCCAAAUCCCUCCUUCCCUUCCAUUGUAAGCUUUACGAUCUUCCUCAUCUCCUCCUCUGCCGUCGUAAGUUCCUAAAACUUUCUCUUCAUGAUAUAUUCCUCUGCCUUCCGACUUGAAAGGAUCCAUCUUUGAAACUGGGUUUGUGUAGUUUGUUUGUUUGAUUGAUUGCAAAACAUUCAAUUCAAAUCGGAGGAGGAGCUUGUUGUUCCGAUCCCAAUCCCAAUCGAGUUGUUUUAGUAUGUAGUAGUAGGAGUUAUAAUUAAAAUCCCUAAGCUAUGAUGAGUUCUUCUUCUUCUAGAGACUCGAUAAGCAAUUUGCUAGAUGAGAUACUAGGCAAAAUCUUGUCUUUGCUUCCGACAAAAGAGGCUGCUUCUACAUCGGUUCUGUCCGAGAGGUGGAGGAAUCUUCUGGGUCUUGUAGACAACCUUUGAUUUGAUGAUUCGAUGGUUGUGUAUCCAAACGAAGAAGAAGCUUUAAGUGGUUCACAUCGAUUCCUCGAGUUCGUAGACAAGGCACUGGCUCUGUUAAGCAAUUCUCCUCGCAUGAAGAAGUUCUCUCUUUGUCUUAGAUAUGAUGACUACGAUCGUUGUGUGAACCGUUGGAUCUUGACUGCAAUGGAACUCGGUUUAUUGGAAAUACACUUGCACGCCACCCCAUGGUCAUAUAUUGAGAUCGAAACUAAGUUGUUGACGAGUGACACACUCGUUGAGCUCACACUAUCCGGUCAUUGUUCCCUUGAAGCCGAGCGUGUGUGUUUCCCAGUGCUCAAGUCACUCUCUCUCUUAUUAGCUUCAGGGAUUAAUCAUCCCAACUAUUGCCGGCUCAUCGAUGGCUGCCCUGUCCUGGAAGAACUCUUCAUAUCCCAAGAUGGUCCUUCCGAUUCACCAUGUUGCGGUACGGGUGUGGAUAGCGCAUCCAUCAAGCGACUUGUCGUUUCUGUCAAUCUUCCGGGUUCUAAAUAUGAUCACGAAGUAACUUAUUUUGAAACACCGAGUCUAAUGUACCUUGACUAUUCUAGUUAUGUCUGCGAAUAUUAUCAGUUAACUGAUUUGGGUUCGCUUGUCGAAGUCCGGCUGAGUCUCCGGUUAUGGGAGUCAACUAUCGAUUAUGAUUACUCUGAUGAUGAUGAAGAAGGUGUUAAUGAAUUUUAUGGUUUCUAUUAUGGCUACGAAUCAGAUGAGGCUAUAUUUGGUGAUGUGACAAACCUAGUUGCCGGUAUAAGCUUUACGACCCUUCACUUGUCUCCCGAUUCCCUUGAGGCGUUUCAUUUCUGCAGUAAAUCCAUGCCUGUUUUCAACAAACUCCUUACUUUAUCUAUUGAGAGUAACAAGGAUAAAGGUUGGCAAGUGAUGCCACUUCUCCUCAAGAGUUGUCCGAUUCUACACACAUUAGUCUUCAAGGGCCUUGUGCACAGAGUAACAAAUAGAUGCGGAGAUGCAUGCUCUUGCAUCCCGAAGAAGCGUAAGAGGAAGAACAGCAAGAAGAGGAAGAUUGUGGAUAAGGAGGUUGAGAAAUUGUCUUGUUUAUGGACAUGCCAUGUGAAGGUACUAGAGGUUUCAGAGUAUGGAGGUUCUUUUCAAGAGCUGAAACAGAUGAGACAUUUCUUGAGCAAGUUGGAAUGUCUUGAAACUGUGAAUGUUGGUGUUGGUAUGGACAACAUCGCUGAGUUCUUACGAGCUAAUCUACUGAAUCUCCCCAGACUGUCAUCAGAGUGCAACAUCCAAUUCAUUUGACCUUUCUUUCCUUAUCUUUCUCAGUUUUGAUAUCAAUGUGAAAGUAACAUACAUACGAUUAUAGCACACUAUCAUAAUAUCAUGAAAGUUCGUUACAAAUUGUUUCUGAAAUGUACUGAUGCUAUCAUCACAUGAACGCUAAGUUACAUAUGCUAUGUUCUGAUGCUAUCA